CUGACGUAGUCCUCAGUCAAAUUAUUUGCUGAUACACCGAGCCAUGGAGCAUAAACUAAUUAGAGUUACCGCUGCAGCGCACGCUUUCACACGACCCGCGUUGUUCUUUAGAUUAUGGCCUGUUUGGUGCCUGUCGGGCUGAUUUCCACCACAACCCUUCCGCAUUUUCCUGCUGCUCUCGGGCUGUGACGUGUCGUGCUGACGGCGGCCUCGGAGCUGGAGGAGCGGGGGGCUGUAGCAUGACAAGAUCUGGCUCGAGACGUCCUGCUUUGCUUUCAGCGGUGCUCCUGAAUCAACCCCUAACCCCUCCUUCUCUUCUCCUCUCCGGCCCGCCCAAAUAACACAAAAUUCCCGACUGAAUCCUGCCCGAGUCUGGGGGAACCAGGCGGCCUGGGAAGCCGAGGAGCGGACAGAGGCAUCCCUGCAGCACGAAUCUGCUGUCCAGUAACAAAUGCAGUGCGAGGACAAUGGAUGAGGAUGUCACCAGGCUUGCAAUACAUUCUGAAGAGCCUAAAAUAAUAUUGCACGGAUCGGAUGAAGGUGGUGCCGGCGGGCAGGAGUUUGUUGUGGAGCUUCAAGAGACUGUGUUGGUGUCAGAAGGCGAAGGGGAAGGCAUGGCAGUUCACAGGUUCGCCCCAGACGAGCUUGUGAUCCAGGAUGCUGUUGAGGAUGUGGUUUCUGAGUACGUGCACUGCGAUGAAGAUGAAGAUGUUGCUGUAGAAACCUGUGUGAUGGCUCUGGACGGUGAGGAGGAAGGUGUUGCCAUGGGAGACAUCCCUGAAGAUGGGCUGGACCCAGAGCAGCAGGAGGACGAUGACCAAGAUGGCUGUGGAGAUUAUCUAAUGAUAUCCUUGGAUGAAGCUGGUAAAAUGGUGUCUGAGGAUGGAACAGAGGUGACAGUGGAAGGAGCUGUGGAGGACCAGGAAGUGGAGAAAGAUGAGGAUGGACAAGAGGUGAUAAAGGUCUACAUCUUCAAGGCUGAUUCUGGGGAAGAUGACAUGGGAGAAUCUGUUGACAUCAGUGACGGGGACACAGAGAACGUUGCGUUAACAGAGUCUUCGGGCCAUACGCUCAGAGAGAAGAUGGUUUACAUGUCUGUCGGGGAUUCUCAUCACAAUCAAGGAAACCACGGUGGGUCCAAGGUGACUGAUGAGGUUUAUAUGGAGGUGGUGGUAGGAGGCGAAGAGCCAGUAACUCACGACCGCUCGUAUGACAGCGUGUCUCUAAGCAAGGACUUCAUGCCUGUGGCCUGGGCAGCUGCUUAUGGUGCAGAAGAUAGCGAGAGUUGUGAGAACCGGAACGGUGCAGCCAGCGCGCUGCUGCAUAUCGACGAAUCGGACGGGGUGGACGAAAUCAACAGACAGCGCAACAAGACCAAGAGGCGGUCAGAGCCUCGACAAGUCCAGACAGCCAUUAUCAUCGGUCCAUAUGGUCAGCCCCUCACCGUUUACCCCUGCAUGCUCUGUGGUAAGAAGUUCAAAUCACGAGGCUUCUUGAAACGCCACACCAAGAACCACCACCAGGAUGUUUUGACCAGGAAAAAGUACCAAUGCACAGACUGUGAUUUUACCACCAACAAGAAAGCCAGCCUCCACAAUCACAUGGAGGUGCAUGCUCUGAGCAGCAAGGCCCCUUUCGAGUGUGAAAUGUGUGGCAAGGAGUUCCACCAGCAGGCGGCACUAUUUUCUCACAGACUGCAGCACCACCACCGGGAGCCCAAGAGCCAGCCACCUCCACCUCCCACCAAGAUGCAUAAAUGCAAGUUUUGUGACUAUGAAACUGCCGAGCAAGGGCUGCUCAAUCGACACUUAUUGGCAGUUCACAGCAAAAGCUUCCCCCACAUCUGUGUGGAAUGUGGCAAAGGCUUUCGACAUCCUUCGGAGUUGAAGAAACACAUGCGCACUCACACCGGCGAGAAGCCUUACUCCUGCCUGUACUGCGACUAUAAGUCAGCCGAUUCCUCUAAUCUCAAAACGCACAUCAAGACUAAGCAUAGCAAAGAGAUGCCAUACAAAUGUGAGCGCUGUUUCCAGACGUUUGCAGAGGAGGAGGAGUUAAUGCAGCAUGGAUUAACGCACGAGGAGAAUAAGACCCACCAUUGUGCCCACUGUGAUCACAAAAGUUCCAACUCCAGUGACCUGAAGCGUCACAUCAUAUCUGUUCAUACCAAGGACUAUCCCCACAAAUGCGCCGUUUGUGGGAAAGGCUUCCACCGGCCGUCUGAACUGAAGAAGCACUCGGUAUCCCACCGUACUAAGAAAGUCCAUCAGUGCCGGCACUGCAACUUUAAAAUCGCAGACCCCUUUGUUCUCAGUCGCCACAUCUUGUCAGUCCACACAAAGGAGCAACAGGCCUCACCUGAAAAGAGUGAGACAAAGAGGACAGAAACGCACACUCCUGCUGUGACGCCGAAAAAGUCCGGGCCCAGCGGGUCAAGCAGCUCUGGUCCGCCGGCAAGAGUUAGCGCGGCCAGCUUAGCCAGCAGCGUGACUGUAGUUAUUGGCAAAGGACAAAAAGAAAGGCGGAUUUACCAGUGCCAGUACUGCGACUACAGCACCGGUGACGCGUCGGGUUUCAAGCGUCACGUGAUUUCCAUUCACACAAAGGACUACCCGCACCGCUGCGAGAUCUGUUCGAAGGGCUUCCGACGACCCUCGGAGAAGAACCAGCAUAUCAUGCGUCACCACAAAGACGUGGUGCAGGCAGAGUGACUCUGACCGAGCCAAAUACUGUGCCACAGCAAAGAACAAUGUUGAAGCAUCCGUCAGACCCCGACCACCGCGCCCUCGGCACGUCGCCAUUCACAUUGAAGUAGUGCGGAGUGUGUGUGCUGCACUCGGUCCAUUCUGUUGUUUUGCUCUUUUUAAAUCCUCGGCCUACUGUUUGUUCAGAUAUGUAUACACGUGUAGAUAACAUUAAUGCUCUGUCAGAGUUAGCAAACCAAGCCCCUCUGUAGACUCGCACUUUUAACUGCAUGUCCCUUGGUGGUGACAGUGUGCAUGGCAGAUUGUGCAGAUGUCUCUUUGUAGAUACACUUUUUUUUUUUUUUAACUUUUGCAAAUAGCAAUCAGUUCUCAAUCAGAAUGGUCCUAAUUAUUUGUCUUAAAAACAAAUGUGUAAUUUUAAAAAUGUUUGCAUAAUUUUCUUAAAAUGUAUUUAACAGCAGUUUGGAUUAACAACCUGUUUCCAGUAGCACUUGGUAAAAGCGCGCGUGUGCGUGCGUGUGUGUGUGUGUGUGUGUGUGCGCGUGCGAGUGGG
Pundamilia nyererei is the source of this 3258-nucleotide messenger RNA. Its product is annotated as zinc finger Y-chromosomal protein 1. Gene Ontology annotation, cellular component: nucleus. Lineage: Eukaryota; Metazoa; Chordata; Actinopteri; Cichliformes; Cichlidae. Gene Ontology annotation, molecular function: DNA binding; metal ion binding. The record is from RefSeq and is a predicted model, not a curated record. The transcript has 8 exons. Gene Ontology annotation, biological process: regulation of DNA-templated transcription. The coding region runs from base 468 to 2711 and encodes 747 amino acids.